AUGUUCCUGACGGCUUUUUUGGUUAACCUUUUAUUCCACUGGGUCCUUGCAACUCAAGAUUCGAUCCGUCUUUUUGAUGAUCUGAUGGUGGAUUACAACAAUCACCUCAGACCGAGUGAUGGACUUCGUAAUUCUACUGUGGUCCACAUUAGACUGAGUUUGUCACAAAUUAUUGAACUAGUAAGUUGGACAAAAGCUGUUUGAUUUGCUUCUUAAAGGAUGAGAUAAACCAGAUAAUGAUGUGUGCAGUCUGGCUGAGGCAAACCUGGAAGGACUACCGGCUAACUUGGGAUCCCAAGGAGUAUGGGCAGAUUGAUGUUCUCCACGUCCCAUACGAGAUUAUCUGGGUCCCAGAUAUUGUUUUAUACAAGUGAGAUCACGCCGGGUUUUUAGCUUUUGUGUUCCAGUGCCGAAGCUGAAAAUAAUAUAACAAUCAGCACUAAAGCCACUGUAUAUUAUACUGGAGACAUUGUUUGGGAACCUCCGGCACUCUUUCGGACCUUUUGCCAGAUGGAUGUCCAGUGGUUUCCUUUUGAUGAGCAGCGUUGUUUUCUGAAGGUAACUCAAAAUGUGUACACAAAUAGUUCUAGUUUGGUUCCUGGAGUUUCCCAAAGCGUUUGGUCGACCUCAAAUUCAUUGACAACAGUGGGUUCUUCAAUGAUUCAGAUAUCCGUAUUUCUGAUGACGAAAUGACUUCGGACCAAGGAAUAGAUCUCUCUGAUUAUUAUCCGUCGGUGGAAUGGGAUGUGAUGUCCAUCAAGGCUCUCAGGCGAUCUAAGGUUUACAUUGGUUGCUGCCCUGAAAGCGGCGAUUUUGUGGAUCUUACAGUAUGCCCGGACUAACAAGAUUAUUGCAUUUUUUAGUUUGAAUUACUUCUCCGUCGGAAGCCUUUGUUCUACACCGUGAAUCUACUGAUGCCCAAUGUUUUCAUGGCUUGUCUGACCCCAUUUGUAUUUUAUCUUCCUUGUGAAUCUGGAGAGAAGAUCCAAUUAGUGAUCUCCAUCCUGGUCUCGGUUGCCUUCUAUUUCCUCAUCUUGACUGAAGUGAUGCCUGCCUCAGGCACUACUCUUCCCCUUAUCUCCAAAUAUCUUUUGUUCACAAUGUUGAUGGUAUCAGCCUCUUCCGCCUUCACCGUCCUGGUUCUGAAUACUUAUUACCGGAAACCGACCACCCAUUCAAUGUCAUCAACAGCUCGACAUCUCCUAUUAAAGUGGCUUCCUAAGGUUUUGGGAAUGAAUCGGGAUCGAUUGCCAACCAAGAAAAGUAAUAUGGAAACAGUGAGCAUGUUAUUUAACAAGGACGGAGGGACUGCGCAACGGAAGAGAAGAGGAACCAUGUCCACUCUCAGCAAACAAUUGUGCCGAGAUCUGGUGAAAGCACCUCAUGAUGACAGAUUGAAGACUUUGUACUACUCUAAACAAGUCUUCAAAUGUCUGGAGAAUGUUGGUUUUAUCUCACAGUUGAUUCGAAAGAAGAGAUGCGACCAUGAAGUGGGUGGUUUCACUGGAGGAUCAAGUAUAAUAUGACUUGGCAUUUCAGACCGAAGAAGACUGGAAGUACGCCUCGGCCGUUCUGGACCGUUUCUUUUUGUGGCUCUUCCAAUUACUUUCCAUCAUCGGGACUAUUUGGGUGUUCAUAGACACCCCGCUUUUCUACGAUGAUCGAAUGCCCAUUACUUUACCUCAGAGUGUGGUGUCAGUGGAUGAGUUGGUCAGAUUGAGAAUAAAGAACCUGUAG
Messenger RNA from Bursaphelenchus xylophilus (pine wood nematode), 1737 nucleotides. The record is from the annotation of a GenBank genome assembly. NCBI's taxonomy places the organism in Eukaryota, Metazoa, Nematoda, Chromadorea, Rhabditida, Aphelenchoididae.